AUGAUUGUCGCUCAAGACUGGGAACUUCGAAUGUGGCCCGGUCCUGGUUCGGUGACUCGGGGUGGAGCCUUAUUGGUCCGCUGUCCUGUUCCAAGUCACGUGGCGCAUCACGUGAUUGUGACGGCUUGGGAGGAGCACGACACGCCCGGUCUCAUCACCCCACGUUCGCCAACUGACCGGUACUUGAUGACGUCACUGGGGGACCUCUACGUGCGCAGUCUGAACCAGCCAGCACGUUUCCGGUGCCAUACGGAGGACUUCCUAACAAGGAGGAACAAGACAAGCGCCAACUACGCUCACUACCACACCACCGAUGCAACUUCAAGUCAGACACCGUCGGUCACCUUUCACUCUGGCCACGUGACCGUCGACAAAGGAAGCUCUGCAGACCUUGUCUGCCUCGCUCAGGGAUCUCCGCCGCCCAAGUUCAAGUGGUACAAGCGGCAAGGGCAGCGUCUGUUGCCGGUCGCGACGACUCCUUCGACGUCGGCAUCUCCUACACAGAUGGACGGAGUCCUCCAUUGGAGCGGAAGCGUGCAGCUAGAUGAUGCUGGACAGUACGUGUGUGUUGCGUCCAACAACUUCGGGGAAGCACGAGCCAGUCUACAACUCUCUGUUCACGAUGAGCUGUCAGCUGCCCUUCGACCCAUCCUGGUGCGAGCCGAGGCCGGGGAUUCGGUGGCCUUCCAGUGCAACACGAGCUCCUCGCUGCCAGACAACGACGUGUCCCUGGACUGGACCCUGAAUGGGUCCCCGCUCCCGCUGGGCUUCGAGCGCCUCGAACGGGGGUUUGUGCGGGUCAGCUCCGUGGCCAGGCACCAGGGAGGCAUGCUGCAGUGCUUCGUAUCCUCCAGGGACGGUCGUCGAUCGGCCCAAGCGACCGCCGAACUCGUGGUCGGAGAACGGGCUCCCCGGCUGGAGCAGACGUUCGAGACUCCUGGCGCCGUGUCGCCGAAAUCUUCGGCGAGCCUCGGAUGCCGCGUGUCCGGAGACCCUCCGCCCAGCGUGUCCUGGACUCUGGACAGCGCCUGGCCCAUCGUCAGCGGUGGCCCCAGGCUCCGUCUCUGGUCCACGAGCGACGGCGUGACCGGCGACGUCAUCAGCUUCCUCAACUGGACCUCGGUCGAGGCCGGGGACAGCGGUCAGUACGUGUGCCGUGCGACCAAUGCGGCCGGCCGUGUGCAGCACGCGUUCAGGCUGAACGUGCGUGCCCCGCUCUUUGUACGGCCUGCGUACAACGAGACGGCGCUGGUGGGCGCCACAACCAGGCUGCAGUGUCCCUUCGGAGGAUACCCCUUUGACCGCGUCCUCUGGUACAAAGACGGAAGCGAGUUGCCAGUAAACCAGCGGCAGAGCGUCUUCCCCAAUGGCACCCUCCUGCUGGAGACCGUGGACAAGGCGAAGGACCAGGGCGAAUACACCUGCUCCGUGGACAGCGGCACCGGCACCACCGUUCAGCAGACCGUGAGGGUCAUCGUACGCACCGGGCCCCAGAUCACACCGUUCCGCUGGCUGGACGAGCUUCAGGAAGGCAUGCGCGCCGGGCUCUCGUGCUUCGUGCACUCCGGGGACGCCCCCAUUUCGCUGGAGUGGCUCAAGGAUGGGCUGCCCCUGCGCCACGCGCACGUGCACAGUCCUCAGGGCGGCUUUAUGUCGGCGCUGUCCCUGGCCUCGCUCACACCCCAGGAUGACGGCAACUACACCUGCAGGGCGUCCAACGCCUGGGCUUCGGCGAGUUACAGCGCCGUGCUCAGGGUCAAAGUUGCUCCAACAUGGAGGACAGAGCCGAAGGAUGUCGUGGCUGUAACCGGUCACUCGGUGGUCGUGGACUGCCAGGCACAUGGCGAGCCGCCGCCACACAUUCGAUGGAAAACCGCCUCAGGUUGGGAGCCGGGACCCUACCGAGCCAUGGUGAGCAGUUCCCGGGUGCACAUCCUCGUGAACGGUUCGCUGAGCGUUCGGAGCAUUGAGACAAGGGACGCUGGCCUGUACCUCUGCGAGGCGUCCAACGGCGUCGGAGCCGAACUCUCCAAGGUGGUCCGAAUCACCGUCAGAAGUAGCCCGCGGCUGGCGAGCAAAGAAUCUACGAGCACAGCCAAGAGAGGCAGUACGGUGCACCUGGAUUGUGAACCACAAGGCGACACUCCGAUGAGAUUUUGGUGGCUCAAAGACGGAGUACCGGUGGCCGCUGUGAACGAUCGCAGGUAUUCUCAGAGGGAACACGAGGAGUUGAAGAGGCCAAGGUCAAGGCUUACAAUUGUUGAUGUGCAAAAGACAGAUAACGCCAUGUUCACGUGCCAUGCCUCCAACGACUACGGGGAGGAUACAACGAGUAUCCAAGUGGUUGUUCAAGAUGUUCCGGACGUUCCGGCAGACGUCGAGGUGGGCGAGGCUUCUAGUCGAUAUGUUCGUCUGAGUUGGAUCGAGCCAUUCGGAGGAAACCUGCCCAUCACACAGUACCUGCUACGCUGGACCAACAAAGAAGGUUCCUGGGAAGACAGCGUCUCCGUAUCCGGGACGGAGACCAAGGUUACGGUACGAGGUCUGGAGCCGUCCACGUCCUACCUGUUUCAGCUGAGGGCAGAAAAUAGACUUGGAGCUGGCCGCUACACCGGAACCUUGGAAGUACAAACCGAUGAUGAACCGCCUCGGAAUGCCCCCACGAACGUUCAACUUACUGCUGUAGACUCCCGGACAUUUGAAGUAAAGUUCGAGGAUGUGUCCGGUGCCGGCCGCGUGGAUGGCUACUACGUGGCGUACCGGCGAGACGGGUCGCCGGAACCGCUGCGCUACCAGACUCUGCACGAGCGCGUGGGCGUCGUGUCCGGUCUGGACAGGGACACGCUCUACGAGGUUCAGGUGCAGGCCUACAACGCCAAGGGCCCCGGACCACCUUCCAGGACCCACGCCGUCCGCACACUGGUCGCAGAUCCCCCACCGCCACCAACCUACCGCGUCGCUGGCACCUCAGCGCGGACCAUCUCACUCGUUUGGGAGCACCCCACAAUCAGCUUGGACGACCCACCCAUUCGAACUUACUACAUCUUGUGGAGAGUCGACGGCGCAGCGGAGGAGCAGUGGCGAGAGCAAUCCGUCGGCUCGGACCGCAAUGGCUUCGCCCUUUCUGGUCUGGCAUGUGGCACGCGGCAUCAGCUACGCAUGCGCGCUGCGAGCGACGUCGGUAGGGGACCCGAGGGACACCUCCUGACCGCUUCCACCGAAGGCGGUCGUCCGGUCCUCCAGCAACCAGACAGACUAGUGGAGGCCAACUCCACGGCCGCGUGGCUGCGGCUAGAUGCCUGGUGGAACGGGGGCUGCCCCAUCAGCCACUUCGCCGUGCACUACCGGAGUGCAGCCUCCGGAGACGCCGACUGGACACUGGUGUCAAGUCACGUGCCCACCAGGCUCGACGAACCCGUUGUGCUGGUGGACCUGACUCCGGGCUCCUGGUACGUGCUACUCAUGGUGGCGCACAAUGACGCCGGAACCACGAGGUCGCAGGUCAACUUCGCCACGCUCACGCCAAGUGGAGAUGUGCCUUCGCAGAAGUCCCACCUGCUGAACUCCAAGAUGGCGUCCUUCUAUCGGCACCUAACUGUUACGUUACCCAUCGGCAGCUCUGUGCUUGUUUUGGUGGUGGUGCUCGCCGUCCUGUGGUGUGUACUUCACCGGCACGCCGAAGACGCCGCCGCGCGAGGAACUCCUCAAGGUAGCGUGUCAGGAGAACGCUACAAGAGCGACGUUCUCGGCUCCCCUGAGCCAACCUACUGCGGCGGAUCAUCACGGGGUUCGUCUGGCUACGCUGUGCCACACAGGGUCUACGAUGUGCCUUAUGCCCUUAAAAGACCAGGGGAACAAAUAGCUGUGCAAUCCAGAAAUUCUCAGACGGCAACAGGCCUAAGCAGGGACGGAUCUCAACUUUUCUACGUGUCAAGCAAGUCAAAAGUGUUUGACGAGGACGAAAUGCACAGGUUAUGACGCGUGGUUUAUACCUAAGCUGACGGAGCUCAUAACAUCAUCAUGAAGGAAACCCAUACGAUGUGUAUAUCAAGACGGUG
Molecule: messenger RNA, 4058 nt
Organism: Ixodes scapularis (black-legged tick)
Lineage: Eukaryota; Metazoa; Arthropoda; Arachnida; Ixodida; Ixodidae
Product: Down syndrome cell adhesion molecule homolog
Exons: 25
Coding region: 1-3978 (1325 amino acids)
Molecular function (GO): protein binding
Source: RefSeq, a predicted model, not a curated record